Dreissena polymorpha is the source of this 4028-nucleotide messenger RNA. Its product is annotated as hydroxyacylglutathione hydrolase, mitochondrial-like. The record is from RefSeq and is a predicted model, not a curated record. Lineage: Eukaryota; Metazoa; Mollusca; Bivalvia; Myida; Dreissenidae. The transcript is spliced from 8 exons. Bases 36 to 899 code for a protein of 287 amino acids. Gene Ontology annotation, molecular function: hydroxyacylglutathione hydrolase activity.
GGGAAAACGUCUGCCACCCACCUUAAAUUGUGGUGAUGUCCCUUGUUCGCAAGUUUACAUCAAAAUUUUAUUUACAAAAAGUUUAUGACAACCACUUCAGAAGUACAUUAACUCGGCUGCUAAACAUGAGGGUACGUUUGGUACCAGCUUUGGAAGAUAAUUACAUGUACCUCCUCAUAGAUGAGGCAACUCAGACAUGUGCUGCAGUAGAUCCUGUUGAACCUGAAAAACUGCUCAAAGCUGUAGAGGAAGAGCAGGUGACCUUGAGCUGCGUUCUGACGACCCAUCAUCACUGGGACCACGCUGGCGGUAAUGUGGAGCUUAUCAAGAAGACUGGGCCACUGCCUGUGUACGGCGGUGACGACCGCAUAGGGGCCCUCACUGAGAAAGUGGGGCACAACAGGCAACUGACACUGGGUAACUUGAACAUCCAAUGUCUGUUCACACCUUGCCACACUACAGGCCACAUUUGCUACUAUGUGACAGGGGAAGGAGAAGAACCAGCUGUAUUCACAGGGGAUACAUUGUUCAGUGCUGGUUGUGGACGGUUCUUUGAGGGAACUCCCCCAGAGAUGUACAAGGCUUUGAUUGAAAUCCUGGGGAAUCUACCAGCAAAAACUAGGGUGUUCUGUGGACAUGAAUACACAAUACAGAACUUGAAAUAUGCUGAGCAUGUUGAGCCAGAGAAUGCUUAUAUCCGUAACAAAAUGGAAUGGGCAAAGAAACUAAGAGAAUCCAAUGUUCCUACGAUACCAUCAACUAUUGAGGAAGAGAAGAAAAUUAACCCAUUUAUGAGGGUCCAAGAAGGCAGCGUGCACAAACAUGUGGGUGGGGCAACAGAUCCCAUUGAAGUUAUGAGGCUAUUACGACUAGAAAAGGACACUUUCAAAGCAAAGUGACAAGGUUUCUUAACUGUGCAACCUUGCGAAAUAAAGUGAUAUGUGCAAAUGAAGAGAUAUUUGGUGAUCGUUAUUCUUGCUUUUUGUGUGAAAAAAUGUUAAUUAACCUUCUCUUUCCUUAAAAGUAUACUUUAUCAUAUUUUAUAGAUAAAUUAGAAGGUAUAAAAUUCAGUAUAAUUAUAGACUAAGAGUAACCAUUAUAAGUUCCACUUCAUUUUUUGAUAUUUAUGCCCCCUUUCGAAGAAGAGGGGGUACAUUGUUUUGCUCAUGUCGGUUGGUCGGUCCGUCGGUUCGUCCACCAGAUGGUUUCUGGAUGAUUACUCAAGAACGCUUACGCCUAGGAUCAUGAAACUUCAUAGGUACAUUGAUCAUGACUCGCAGAUGACCCCUAUUAAUUUUCAGGUCACUAGGUCAAAGGUCAAGGUCACAGUGACUCGAACCAGUAAAAUGGUUUCCGGAUGAUAACUCAAGAACGCUUACGCCAAGGAUCAUGAAACUUCAUAGGUACAUUGAUCAUGACUCGCAGAUGACCCCUAUUGAUUUUCAGGUCACUAGGUCAAAGGUCAAGGUCAUGGUGACUCGAACCAGUUAAAUGGUUUCCGGAUGAUAACUCAAGAACGCUUGCGCCUAGGAUCGUGAAACUUCAUAGGUACAUUGAUCAUGACUCGCAGAUGACCCCUAUUGAUUUUCAGGUCACUAGGUCAAAGGUCAAGGUCACGGUGACUCGAACCAGUAAAAUGGUUUCCGGAUGAUAACUCAAGAACGCUUACGCCUAGGAUCAUAAAACUUCAUAGGUACAUUGAUCAUGACUCGCAGAUGACCCCUAUUGAUUUUCAGGUCUCUAGGUCAAAGGUCAAGGUCACAGUGACUCUAAAUAGUAAAAUGGUUUCCGGAUGAUAGCUCAAGAAUGCUUACGCCUAGGAUCAUGAAAAUUCAUAGGUUCAUUGAUCAUGACUGGCAGAUGACCCGUAUUAAUUUUCAGGUCACUAGGUCAAAGGUCAAGGUCACAGUGACUUGAACCAGUAAAAUGGUUUCCGGAUGAUAACUCAAGAAUAAUUAGGCCUAGGAUAAUGAAACUUCAUAGGUACAUUGAUCAUAACUGGCAGAUGACUCUUAUUGAUUUUCAGGUCACUAGGUCAAAGCUCAAGGUCACAGUGACAGAAAACGGAUUCACACAAUGGCUGCCACUGCAACUGACAGCCCAUAUGGGGGGCAUGCAUGUUUUACAAACAGCCCUUGUUUUAAAUUGAAAUUGUAAAUAACACAGAACUUUUUAUGCUCCCCCAAAAAAAUUUGGGGGGGGAGCAUAUAGUCGCCGCUUCGUCUGUCCGUGUGUCCGUCCGUCCGUGAACAAUUUUUUGUCCGGGCUAUUUCUCAGCAAUUAAUGACCGGAAUUCAAUUAAACUUUAUGGGAAGCUUUACUACUGAAAGGAGAUGUGCCUUUUAUCAGCCAGUUCUGGUCGGAUGAUUUUUCACAGAGUUAUGGCCCUUGGAAAUUCUCCAUUAACUGUACAUAUAGUGCAAUUCUUGUCCUGGCUAUUUCUCAGCAACUUAUGACUGGAAUUCAAUGAAACUUUAUGGGAAGCUUCACUACCAAGAGGAGAUGUGCAUAUUAUUAGCCGGUUCUCGUCGGAUGAUUUUUCACAGAGUUAUGGCCACUUGAAAUUUUCCAUUGUACAUAUAGUGCAAUUCUUGUCCGAGCUAUUUCUCAGCAACUUAUUACGGGAAUUCAAUGAAACUUUAUGGGAAGCUUCACUACCAACAGGAAAUGUGCAUAUUAUCAGCCGGUUAUGGUCGGAUGUUUUUUCACAGAGUUAUGGCCCUUUGAAAUUUUCUAUAAACUGUACAUAUAGUGCAAUUUUUGUCUGGGCUAUUUCUCCCCAACUACUGACUGGAAUUCAAUGAAGCUUCAUGGGAAGCUUAGCUACCUUGAGGAGAUGCGCAUGUUAUUUGUGGGAUCUGGUUAGAUGAUUUAUUUAGAGAGUUAUAGCCCUUUGAAAUUUGUUAGUUGCUAAACUAUCCAUCGUAUUAUUUUGUCCAAAGUUAUGCCCCUCAAGACGUUUCCUUUUAUCUGAAUAAAUAGUGCAAUAUUGUGACAAAAAAACCUUUGUCGAGCAUCACCCGUCUCCGACGGUUUCUUGUUUCAAAUGUGAUGAACACACAUUUUUAACUCUUUCCAAAUUAAAAAAGAUUGAAAAGAAUUUCUAUUUUUUUAGCAUUUUAUGAUAAAAUGUCUUACAAUUACUAAUCAGAACUAAAUCUUGUAAAAAAAAAAAAAUACAUCUUACUUGAAAGUGCCACAUUUGUAUAUUUUGGAUAGGUUCGCAUUUUAUUACCUAAUUUUUUACUUCAAAAUCAGCUUUAUGUGUAAAUAAAAUAAACAAACAAUAUUAGCAUAUAAUAUUGGCAUAGAAAGAAUCACAGCAUACAAAUAAUGAGUUUUAUUUACAGAUAUAUUUGUUGUUUGUUAUUAUAGGUUUUAGUUGUGUACUUAAUUCAAUUUUAUGUUUUUAAACAUUAAGUUCCUUUUUGUUUUCCAGUUUGAUUGGUCUUAAAUACAGUAAAUUAGCCCUUAUUUAAAUAAAUCUUUGAAAUCAAAAUUUUAUUUUGAUAAUUUGAUUAAGCCAAAGAAAGGUCUGGGUUGAAUUGGUAUGUUACUAUUGUUUGUUUGAGGACAGCGCAGAUUAUUUAGAAUUAUUACCAAAGGACUAAAUUUAAAUAACUUCUUUCAUUUGUAUGGUUUUAAAUUCAUGCUUAAAUGCAAACACAUAGAUUGUUCUUACUAGAUCAAAGAAAUUAACAUGACAUAACGAACAGUGAUAUGUUAAUUAUCUUGUAAAUGAUUAAUGGAAACUUAGUCUAGUUACAUUAGUGUUUAAUUAAUGCCUUGUAUUUUUUUACUUUUGUUCAAAUAUUAACUGUUAAAUGGCGCCCAUUUUAUGCUUUGCAUCAAUGGCCUUGUUGUUUGAUACAUGUAUUAUCAAGGAUUGCAAGUACUUUUUUUUGUUUAAUUUUGGUCUUAGCCUUGAGGAUUGAAUGUUUUAUGACGGUAUUUGAAGUUUGUACAGUUACUCAAACUUUUUGUUUAACAAUAUGUGUAGGGUAUGUCAUACAUGAUAGAUACAUUCA